GGGGUGCUAGCGAUUAGCACACUGAUUUCUAUGGUCGUGAUUUGGAAGAUUCGUUUUAUGUGAUCAAAUUAUUAAAUUCAGUUCAAAUCUGAACAUUUUCACUGAGGAAGAUGCAGGAUGACGCGCGCUACCUCAAACGCAAAGUGACUGCGGGCAGUCUGGAUGUCCAUCCCACAGAGAAGGCCCUGGUGGUGCACUAUGAGGUGGAGGCGUCUAUACUGGGAGAGAGCGGAGGCCAGAUGCUGGGCGAACGCAAGGAGGGACAAAAGAUUAUCCGUGUGAAAAGUCUUUCUCCAAGCACAGAUGUGGGAGCUUUGGCCAAGAAAGUGGUGGAGGAGUGUAAACUCAUCCCUCCUUCCCGUUUGCCCCAGGUGGAGCAGCUCCUCUACUACUUGCAGAACAGGAAAUCGUCACCAGUGGAGGGCAAAAUGGAGAAGAAAGAGAAAAGAAGUGUGAAACCUAGAGAGCUGACUCCGUUUGAAGGAAUGGAGAUAAAUGAGGAAGCCAGUAUAACCAGAGUGGAUGAGUAUGUUGAACUGCUCUAUGAAGGCAUCCCAGAGAAGAUCAGAGGCUCUGCUCUCAUUCUGCAGCUCGCCCGCAACCCUGAUAACCUAGAGGAGCUGCUCCACAACGAGGCAGCUCUAGGUGCUCUGGCCAGAGUAUUGAGGGAGGACUGGAAACAGAGUGUAGAGCUGGCUACUAUCAUCAUUUACAUCUUCUUCUGCUUCUCCAGUUUCUCCCAGUUUCACGGAGUGGUGAGUCAUUAUAAAAUCGGCGCGUUGUGCAUGAGCGUGGUGGAACAUGAGCUGAAGAGACAUGAUGUGUGGCGCGAGGAGCUACGCAAGAAGAACAAGGCUUGUGAGUCAGCGCCAGAGAAUGGUUCACUCAGAAGGGACCAGGACAAAGCUCUGAGAAAAUACCAAGGCCUUCUGGCUAAACAGGAGCAGCUGCUCAGAGUGUCUCUCUACCUCCUGUUGAACCUUGCUGAGGACACAAGAACGGAGCUGAAGAUGAGGAAUAAAAACAUUGUUGGUCUGUUGGUCAAGGUUCUUGAAAGGGAUGAUGAGGAGCUGCUGGUCCUGGUGGUCUCAUUCCUCAAAAAGCUCUCCAUCUUCCUGGAGAACAAGAAUGACAUGGCUGAGGUGGAUACUGUCGAACGAUUGGCUCGCCUGGUUCCGUGUGACCAUGAAGACCUGUUAAACCUGACCCUGCGUCUGCUGCUCAACCUCUCCUUUGACUCUGGACUCCGAGCCAAGAUGGUGGAAGUCGGACUGUUACCUAAACUGACUGCCUUGUUGGGCGAUGAGAACAACCGUCAGGUCGCCAUGCGCAUUCUGUAUCACAUCAGCAUCGACGACCGCUUCAAGGGCAUGUUUGUUUACACUGACUGCAUUCCUCAGCUAAUGCAAAUGCUGUAUGAGCACAGUGAGGAGGAAAUCGAGGCUGAGAUUGUCUCCAUCUGUAUCAACCUCGCUGCGAACAAGAGGAAUGCCCAGCUCAUGUGUGAAGGAAAUGGGUUAAAGAUGCUGAUGAAGAGAGCUCUGAAGAUUAAAGACUGCCUCCUGAUGAAGAUGAUCAGAAACAUCUCACAACAUGAUGGAGCAACCAAAGCACUGUUCAUAGACUAUGUCGGCGACCUGGCAGCAGAGAUCCGUGCAGAGGAAGAGGAGGUGUGGGUUCUGGAGUGUCUGGGAACACUGGCCAACCUCACCAUCCCUGACCUGGACUGGGAGUUGGUGCUGAAGGAGUACAACCUGGUACCCUACCUCAAGGACAGACUUAAACCAGGCUCUGCAGAGGAUGACCUCAUCCUGGAGGUGGUGAUAAUGAUCGGAACAGUUUCCAUGGAUGACGCCUGUGCUGCCAUGUUGGCUAAGUCUGGCAUCAUUCCUGCCCUUAUCGAGCUACUGAAUGCCCAGCAGGAGGAUGAUGAGUUUGUGUGCCAGAUUGUCUACGUCUUCUAUCAGAUGGUGUUUCAUCAAGCCACACGAGACGUCAUCAUCAAAGACACCCAGGCUCCAGCCUACCUGAUAGAUCUGAUGCAUGACAAGAACGCUGAGAUCAGAAAAGUGUGUGACAACACCCUCGAUAUUAUUGCUGAGUACGAUGAGGAGUGGGGGAGGAAGAUUCAGUCAGAGAAGUUCCGUUUCCAUAACAAUCAGUGGUUGGAGAUGGUUGAGAGUCGCCAGGCUGAUGAGUCUGAACCGUACCUCUACGAUAACGACAACGAGAGGACUGAUCUAUUCUACAGCGCAGAUGGAAUAACCCCAGCCGACGGUUCUGUCAGCCCAGACUUCUUCAACGACCUCCAGCCUCAAAAUGGAGACUUGCACCAUACAGGAGAUGGCAACGAUGUGUUCGACCAGACCAGCUCAUCGCCUGGACGACCAGCCACCGCCUAUGGCUUCAGACCUGAUGAACAGCCCUUCUAUCAGUAUUCAUAGACACACACGCCGGUUUGUUACACACUUCAUGACAUCCUGUCAUCGUAGAUCCAUUCCCUGUCCACAUCCUGCAUGUCCACAUCUUCACUGCUAGUUCUCAUGACUGACAGCAUCGCAUUGCUAUAGUUACUAAGACGAUGAAAGACUGACAUACAUAGAACUGAUAAGGACUGGCACACCACCACCGUAGAACUGAAACUAGUUAUUAUAUAAAAACAGCUCCAUGCAGUCACCUUUCAUUACCCUUUUCAUCCAUUCACCAUUAUGGCAGACAGAUAAGUAGUGAAGUCUUCCUUUCCCUCUGGCUGCAGACUUCUUAUGGUUAGUUCUCAGUGGGUCAGCAUAUCAUUUAAAGAAUGACUGUUGUUAAGGUUUUGCUUUUUUUUUUUUCAAAUGUUAUAAUAAAUAUUUGUUCAUUUGUUCUCUUCAAAGUGACAGAAAGUGCAUUUAGUCAAAUGUGCUCCGAGAUCCACCGGUUUGACUGCUCUGACACUGUGUCAACACGCUUACACACAGCCAGUUGACUAACAGGCGCUGUAAUGUACAUAGCUCUCUUUUGUCUGUGUCGCUGUAAUCAUCACAAGUCAAAUUCCUGAAAUUCAAGUUCCGAUCUGAAAAAGCAAACCCAGUGUGAAAGUGGCCUAAAAAAUGUCGGCUGUAAGUUGAAGCUUAAAACGCUGCAGUCUGUGUAUGUUACUGAUGUCAAACCACAGCGGUAUUGCAUUUAUUCAGUGACGAGAAAAGUAAAAAAAUCUAUCAGUGCAGAAGAAGCGGGCCAUCUCUUUCCAGCUGGAUACACAGUAUGUCACUACAUGAUUAGAUGAAUGUUAUUACCCUGCCAGCACAUGUAGCAGCUCGCAGCAGGCCCAGAAAUGGUCCGACACAGUACUGAGGUCUCUGCUUUUCUAGUCACUGAGUACAUCUAUUUAGUAUUAGUCUUUUUUGUAUAUGAGGAGAUCAGGGAAUCUAGCUUCCUUAACUGACUUUAAGUCUACUAAACAGGAAGAGAGGAUCUCUGUUUUUCCUUUCUCACUGAAUUAAAAAAAAAAAUAUCCAUAAUCCUGUGGCCCAGAACUCUAAUGGCUGUUCACAUGGCGAGAAAGCACUACACUGAAAGCAUCCAUAUUCUUCAUACUAAUAGUAUGCACACUUGGAGUGCAGUGUGCAGUGAUAUGCACGUUUCGCCAUCCUACAUGUUGACUCAUGUACUCUAACAUCAUUUAAGCAUUUGGGAGAGCGCUUUUGUUUGUGCGUGCAGGUUGGAGGAGAGGGCCGUGAGGUUAUCCUGCAGAACAUUUACUGUGCAUGUGUGAGGCACUACAGCAGCGCUCGUGAUGCUUAUGGGUUCUCUCUGUUUUAACAGCAGUGAGAUCGGGGGGCCUGAGCCAUGGGGUGAAUGUUUUUGUUGUGUCAAUGUAAGGCAACAUAAUUGGUCUGAUUUCUGGUUUAUGGCUGUCUUCAGCCUCAUCCAUUUCCUGCAGAAGUCAACUGUUUUCACUGUGUCAUUGUUUACUGUAUAAUCUUAGAGCUGUGGAGCGUUGUUUCCAGAACGUUAGGACAUUAACUGGGAACUCAAAUUAAAAAAUGCACAGAGGACUGUGACUAGAGUCUCAAUUUAAAUACCAGGGCUCGCUUGGUUAAGGAACUCUCCCUUGAGCAUGGCACUUACUGACAGACAACAGAGCAGCUCCAUGUCUGAAUGUAUACGUGUGAAUCAGAGCAGUAUAAUUCCUCUUCUCAAAACAAAAAAUGUAUUGUGCCAUUGACUAAAAAAGGAGGGUCGCCCAUACUGUAUUUAUAGGCACUGACAAUUAGCCACAUACUGUUACUUAUAGGCAUAUUUGCACAUAUAUUGUAGUUAGAUUUUGAUGCAUGGUAACGUUUUGUUUUUUAUCAUAACUUAUUGUUACUCUGUGUAUAUUAUUGUGUUUUUUAGAAUUGAUUUUAUUGCUACUUAACAAGACACUGUAAACAGAAGCAAGUACUGAACUCAAUACACUCCAUCUCUCACUGUCUUUCAUCCUCAGGUUCUUUAAUAAAACAAGAAAAAAUCCCACAUUUCCUUUGA
This is a messenger RNA of Chelmon rostratus (copperband butterflyfish), 4512 nucleotides long. Its product is annotated as kinesin-associated protein 3-like. NCBI's taxonomy places the organism in Eukaryota, Metazoa, Chordata, Actinopteri, Chaetodontiformes, Chaetodontidae. The record is from RefSeq and is a predicted model, not a curated record. The transcript has 20 exons. Gene Ontology annotation, molecular function: kinesin binding. Bases 111 to 2444 code for a protein of 777 amino acids. Gene Ontology annotation, biological process: cilium organization; microtubule-based movement. Gene Ontology annotation, cellular component: axoneme; ciliary transition zone; kinesin II complex.